UGUACACUGGAUAUGCACUAGCUGCUGAAGCGCAUUUGGGCCCAUAGUACCAGAUUAUACUCCUCACACUCGUGCACCCGUCCCGCACACGGCUAAGAACAGUUCCAGCAAGGAAAAAAAUAACACACACUGGACCCUUCUGUAAAGUUUGAUGACAACUUACCAGCAAGGAUUUAUGAAAACUAAACACCCUUUGGAAUAAUGAGCAGGAGGUUGAAAUUGCAAAGAGCCUCAGCUGAGCCGUGCAUAUUGGUUGGGAUAGGCACCCUGGAGUGACAACAUCUGGUUGUAAUUAAAAAGGAGAUAAAAAUGGGGAGAGACGUUGAUUAGUAGCUGAAAUAUUUUUUUUUUUUUUUUAGUGGUUUCUCCUGCAAACCCAGUGCAAAAGCCCUACAAAUGGACUAUGCCUAAGAACCACAGGGUUUAGUUUCUGAAAAGGACAAGACUACAGUGUGCAGUGUCUUCUGCAGGAGAUGAACAUAGAAGGUGGCUAAGGGAGAAGAGGAGGAGCCCCUCUGCCUGCAUUGCAAAGAUAUGGCUCAGAGAUCAUGGAGAAGAAUGAGGCUGAAGAGACCACCUGUGGCUGGAUUCUGCUUCUUGCUUGCCUUCUCUGUGGUGGCAUUUACUAGUUUUCCUCUACUGUUUCCAACUGAGUCCGAUUUCCAGUUCUUGGCACUAGCUGAGCCACAUGGGAAAGUCAUCCGGCCCAGGCGUCUGUGGACAAACACCACUGCCUCUGUCCCCCGGCGGGCCAGAAGCUUUGACCACAGAGAAUGGGAACACGCUCCCCCUGGCUCUGAUCAGGAAAGGCAAUCCUCACACCAUCCCCACUCUGCCUGCAAGCCAAAGAACCAGCCAAGCAGCCUGCGCCGACAAAACCACACACUGCUGAAAGGAAAGAGAAAGCACAAAGGAGAGAUUAGGAAACAUAACGUUGUGAAAAGCUCUGAAGCCAGCAGUAAAUUACAGCAUGAAAACAUUCCCUGCAGGACCAGUGGUGAGAAGAAAAGGGAGCUUAAUACUCAUUUUUCUCUAAAGAAUACAGGGAACAAUGUUCAUUUCUAUAAGCUGACAGGGAAAAAGGCAGAUAUGAAACCACAAAUGGAGGAGGCCCCUUUCUUUUCUCCUUCACUCAGCAAUAAAAGGAGUUUUCAGGAAGGAAAGCCAGAGUUUGUUUUACUUCUUAAGAACUCUUUUGCAAGCCAGCCAACUGUGGCACAGGACCAAUGCAAACCAGAUGUGCAGGCAGCUGGCGCUGAGCCGCAGCGUUCAGAUUCGAUUAAGGCCUUUAUCUCGGAAGCAGGUAGCAGGCUGCCCUUCAAAGGUGCAGCAGGCACGCAGAGACAGACAGGCAGUUACUCCCAGGGGCCUGGAGAGCCAGGAGCUCAUUUCUGGGUGGGUGUGGCCACGCAGUUACAGACAUCUGAAUGGUGUGUGAAGACUCCAGAAGAUGCCCUUUCUGCCAAAUGGGAGGGCCGCCUGAGUUUUGGUGAGAGGAUCCCACCUUGGUUUACUGCAGAUGAUGUGCAGAAGAUGAAAUGGCUGGCAAAUAGCGAAGUGGUGACCAAAACCAGAAUUCCUGCCCACGGACAAAUACUCAGAGUCAGCCUUUUAGCCAGCCAAGACACUUCCCCAUCUGACCCUAAACAAGACUGUUCCGAUGGGCUCUGUGGAUUAAUAAAGCGGCCCAGUGACCUCUAUGAGGUGCUAGCUUUCCACUUGGACAGAGUGUUGGGGCUGAAUAGGAGUCUGCCUGCAGUGGCCCGCAAAUUCAACAGUCCCCUGCUGCCCUACAAAUACACCAAUGGUGCCGCAAGGCCCAUCGUAUGCUGGGUGCCUGAUAUCCAGCACCUAGAUGAUGCCAACAAUGACCAGAACUCCUUUGCACUGGGGUGGUUACAGUACCAGUCUCUGCUGCAGCAGCGGUGUGGCAUGGCAGAUUCCAGGGCAGCCCUCGGAAUAGCUCCGUGUUUGAGUGUCCUGCACACAGAGUGGGCCAAACUGGCGCUCUUUGAUUUUCUCCUACAGGAUCCUUCCCCCAUCAUGGAGAUUUUCCUUCUCUUCUGUGUGUGGAUCAAGAGUGCUUAAUCUUCCAUCUGGAAAAUCAGAACCUGCUGCUAUGGGGGAUUAUUACAGUGUCUCUGAACAGAGAAUUGUGAGUUAUUAGGGGUAACUGAGAGGAAGAAGAGAUGGUUUAUAUGGGAGAUGGAGUCUUAUUUAUACACCUCAGGGGUAUUACUUAGCACUAUAGGCACAAGCAUUAGGGGAAAAAACUAUCUGAAAGGUUUUAAAAAAUCUCUGCUAAAAUAUGUGUUCCCAUUACUUUUUUUUUUUUUGGCAGAGCUUAACCAUUAAUCUUUAUAACCUCAAAGCAUGGCUGGCAGAAGGGGUCAAUCAUGACUAGAUUUAACAAAUCCAGUCAUGACUGGAAUAUUUUAUGUUAACAUUCAUAUUUAAAAUGAAUCUAGCAGGAAAUAAAAUAAGUGUUUAAAGAGCAAAAAAUGGAAAUUCUGGGAUCGGCUUUCUUGUGUGUGACUGUUACUUUAGAACUUACUAAUAAACACAUCCAGGUUUGAGUUAGUGGUGUUAUGGGGUGAAAUCCUGGCCCUAAUGAAAUCAGUGGGAAAAUUCUCUUGACUUCAAUGGGACCAGGACUUCACCCUUGGUGUUUUUACUUAAAAACCAUAUGGUCAAAUCCUCAGCUGGUGUAAAUCAGCAUAGAAGUCAGUGGAGAUACAUUGAUUUACACCAACUGUGUAAAUCAUUUUUAGCUUUUUCCAUUUUUCCAUUCUCUGCCUCCCUCAUUCCAAUACCACCACUUCCCAUCUCCCAGCCAUGAGCAUACGCUUGUGUGAUGUCAGGCCCUGAUAGUGAGUGUUAUUCUCCCCCCACCCCACCCCAGGAAAAAGCUGUCCAGCAUGGAUUCCUUCUUUGCUCUUUGAUUCGUAAUCCUCCACAACUCCAGAGUAGCAAUUUGUCUCUGGGCCAGGAGGCUUAGGAAAGUAACUCUCUUAUAGGAGAACACCAAUGCCCCUUUGUGGACUGAUUGCCAGCGCAACAUGUGAACAGCUACUGCCUCUUCUCCUGCGUAGAGAUAUGGCAGUUCUCAGAUUCAACCGCAGCAGUGAUGGGGAGACUACAGUGGGCCAUGGGCAUACCAGACAGAAACCAGACAGUAACUCAAAAAUACCAGGAAGAGAAAGAUUCGGGACAAGUUUAGUCUCUUUUCCACUUCCUUGCCCCGCCACUCAGAACACAUCAAGGGCCUGAUCCAGCUUCCAUUGGGAAAAUUGGGCUCCAUAGCAAAAAACUCAUUGGAUUCAAGGUGAAGAUUGGGCCCUAAAUGAAAAGGAUGAUGUUUGAGGGAGACUUUUACCUAAGGUGUAAGCAGACCAAAUGACAAAAACAAACCACAGAGUUUCUCAAUAGCUCCAAAGACAUCAUCACUAAUGGAAAAGUCCUAUCAAGCUAAAUAGGGAUGAAGCCAGCAGGAUAUUAUAGAAAUGUAACACAGUUCUUCAGAAAUGACUCAAAAACCCUAUAGGAUUUAAUAGAGAAUGAAAUCCUUUGAAUCCUGAACCAUUCUGUAGAAUUUUGGAGCAGGGAUAGAAUUCAGUAGUGAAUUCUAUAGGAUGAUCCAAAAAUUCCAUGCAAGGGUUAUCAUUCUGUAUUACGUUCUAUGGGUCUUUCCCCUAAUGGAGUGCCUCUGUUAUUUGCAGCCUCUCUAAUAUACAUUGGCUCCCAAAGGCCAGCUACACUGAUCAAAAUCCUUUAUGAACACCUCACAGAGACUCCUCCUAUUUUUCAUACUAUAUAUACCUAUCUCAUAGAACUGGAAGGGACCCUGAAAGGUUAUUGAGUCCAGCCCCCUGCCUUCCCUAGGCAGGACCAAGUACUGAUUUUUGCCUCAGAUCCCUAAGUAGUUCUGUCCCCUCAAGGACUGAACUCACAACCCUGGGUUUAGCAGGCCAAUGCGCAAACCACUGAGCUAUCUCUCCCUCCACUACUGAGCUAUCCCUGUAGCUCACUAACAUGAUUCAAAUCAUUCUCUAUGACCCUCUCUCCACAAGCAAAAAGUUUGCUGCCAAGAAAAAUCACCAGAAGAGAGAGCACAGUGUAUUGUGAACACUGCUGCUCACUCGCUGAGCAGUGCUGCUAGAACACCUCUGUUUCAGUUAUCUCCCAGUUUGGCAAUGUCUGCAGCAUUCAUCUCUUAGGUAGUGAUUUUUAGCUUUGAGUUGGCUGGUCACUUCACAUACCAUCUCUCUCUUGAUUUGGCUCAAUAAUACUGCCUUCGUCUACACUUUCCUGCCUCAACUGGCAACAUUGAUCUUACGGUAAACAUAGCAGGAAUCCAUCAAAAUACAAUAGGUUAAAUUAAUCCAAAUCCUAGUCCCUUUUGAUGUCAAUAGCAAAACUCCCAUUACCUUCAGUCAAGGUAGAAUUAGGCCCAAAUGACCCAGUUCCACAUGAUUAAAGUCUGCUAGGGAUGUCGUGAGAACCACGGGGCAUAGAGAUGUAUGAUCCUUACAUAGCAACCUUUCAUGCAAAACUCGGAUGGCACCACAGGAAAGAAACUGGCCACAUUUUGUCCAAAAUUUGAUAUAUGGGGUCCGAUUCUCAUUUCCACUGAGGCCCCUUUGCACUUCUCUGGCGGUGUAAAGGGGCUGGAAAAUGCAUGCAUACAUAAUGGGAGCCCUCAUUAAGGCCCCUUUAUGUUGCCAGAACAAUGUGAAGGAGCCUCAGGCCUGGUCUACACUAGGCGUUUAUGUCGAAGUUAGCGCCAUUACAUCGAAUUAACCCUGCACCCGUCCACACUGCGAUGCUAUUUAGUUCGACAUAGAGGUCUCUUUAAUUCGACUUCUGUACUCCUCCCCGACGAGGGGAGUAGCGCUAAAUUCGACAUGGCCAUGUCGAAUUAGGCUAGGUGUGGAUGGAAAUCGACGCUAAUAGCUCCGGGAGCUAUCCCACAGUGCACCACUCUGUUGACGCUCUGGACAGCAGUCCGAGCUCGGAUGCUCUGACCAGCCACACAGGAAAAGCCCCGGGAAAAUUUGAAUUUGAAUUCCUUUUCCUGUCUGGCCAGUUUGAAUCUCAUUUCCUGUCUGGACACCGUGGCGAUCACAGCAGCACUGGCAACGAUGCAGAGCUCUCCAGCAGUGAUGGCCGUGCAGUCUGUGAAUAGAAAGAGGGCCCCAGCAUGGACUGAUCGGGAAGUCUUGGAUCUCAUCGCUGUGUGG
Molecule: messenger RNA, 5240 nt
Organism: Malaclemys terrapin pileata
Lineage: Eukaryota; Metazoa; Chordata; Testudines; Emydidae
Gene: GASK1A
Product: golgi associated kinase 1A
Exons: 3
Coding region: 535-2088 (517 amino acids)
Cellular component (GO): Golgi apparatus
Source: RefSeq, a predicted model, not a curated record